Molecule: messenger RNA, 1497 nt
Organism: Pseudovirgaria hyperparasitica
Lineage: Eukaryota; Fungi; Ascomycota; Dothideomycetes; Acrospermales; Acrospermaceae
Exons: 2
Coding region: 104-1447 (447 amino acids)
Source: RefSeq, a predicted model, not a curated record
UUCUCGCACGGUCGAACCACCCCCAGCCAGCAGGCGUCUUCCACCAGCCUUCACGGACUCUUGUAUAAUCCACAUUGCUACUGGCGAUGAGAUAAAACAUAUCAUGCCUGCCAUAGAUAUGUCCUACGACGACUCGCUGGCGACUUCGCGCCUGUUACAAUCCUCAAUAUCCUCGCUUUCAUCGAGCCGGCAGCAAGCCUCGCAGAUUGCGAAAGCCUACCGACAGGCCGCCCAGCUUUUUCUCACAAGACGUCUUCCCGAAGCUUUCUCUACCAUUGAGCCUAUAAUCACCCCGGAGAAGUUUGAGAAUGGUGAUAGCGAAGAGCAUGGAACGGUCGCGACUCCGGCACCCAUUGCCGCCGCGUCACGGGGCACGAGGAUCAAGGUGUGGAGUUUCUACCUGACAUUCCUGAAUGCAGUCAUAGAGCUAGGACCUGAGGAAGGGAAGCAUGCAUUUGGAAGUGUCAGGUGGAAAGGAUUGGCCGCCAAGUGUCGCGAUGGAAGCGUAUGGGAUGAAGUAGUUAGGGUUGGCUAUGGAGGCUCGGAAGGAGACGUCGAUGCCGAAGUAGUGAUCAACUUGGCCACUCUUCUACUUACACACUCCCCUUCUCAGAAGCUCAACCAGCAACGCCUUGAAAACUAUCUAUCCUCUACCGCACAACCGACUUUCGACUUUUCACAUAUGGCGACUUUGACACCACGGCGACGAAACUCUGCGGCCAAUGCUAUGACCAACGGAACCAACACGCCGCGAGAUCUCAACUCCAAGCUCAAGCUCCUCGAAUUAUACACCCUUCACAUACUGCCAAGAAACGAUGAAUGGGACUAUGCGCGCGAGUUCAUUGGUAUGAGCGAACUUCUAGACGAUGAGCGAAAGGAGGCUUUCCAGAUCGCUCUUCACGGCCUGAAGGAAGAAAGGGAGCAUGCUGCAAACCGUGAAGCUGAAUUGCAACGUCAGCAGCAGGAGCAGCUCGAGCAAAAACGCCAGGAGGCCGAGGCCGAGGCCGAGGCACGGCGGCAGGAAGCUCGGAAAGAGGAAGAGGAACGGAAGAAGCGCGAGGGCAAAGCCAAACACACCCUCCGAGACACCGAUGACAGUUCGGACAAGACCAAACGCUCAGCAACCUCCAAUGGGCGCCGCCAACCACCUGAUCCCAACCCUUCGCGCGUCUCCAGACCUGCUGCCCGGAAACCUGUUGCGCCGCCGCCCAGUUUCUAUCAACGAGCGUCAGCGAUGAUGGGCUCGAUGCAAACUGCUUUUUACACAUCGACACAGGACCUUACGAAUAAUCCAGUCGCGCUCAUUCGUAUGAUGGUGUUUUUUCUGGCGUUGGCGUUGGCUUUUGGGAGACGAGAUUUGCGCGAAAGAUUAAAGAGAAUGAUAGCGAAUGCAUGGGACAAGAUUCGGCGUACGAUUGGGAUGGGCGUCAAGGUUAGCUAUAUAUGAAGUCAGAGAGGCAUUAAUGUAUGUUUACAGAGGCUAUUAGUCUACGUCUG